AUGGGCCGACUUAACUAUAAGCUUCUGCCUUGGUUAGGGUGGGCACUGGCGGGUCUCGGUCUCAAUGGUGUCGAUGCCUUGACGCCACUGCGAGACCUAUGCCCGGUAACCUGCCUGGAGGCCGGCCCUAAUCCGUCCAACUGGUCUGUUGUCGCCGACAUCUCCCAACUUCAGGCGUGUCAGAAACCAAUGGUCUUAGACUUUUCAGUCAGGAUUCCUCUUCAACGCAAGCAGCAUAUUCGAGUCUGUAACGUGUUUACCAACGACUUCGACAAUCCAGCCGGAUCCGAUACGACCUCAGUCUUCGCCACGGCUGAUGUUGAGACCAAGCAAGUCUUCCCCCAGCUAGCCUGGACGCCCGCCGCAUCCGAGGACGAGAUUGGCGGCCGGCUCGUGGGCCAGAGCAUUGGGCACUUGAAGAGCUAUCUCGCAAACAACCACCAGGCCUCGAAACCCGCGAGCCGGAUCAUGCUGUUCGGAACGGUAUCUGACACCACCACAGGCGUCUACGUUGGCGCCAAUCUGCUCGGCUCGAGCAUCGCCGGGAAUCUCUUUGACUCCUUCCUGAACAAUGUGUACGGAAACGGUAUUGCCGACUCUAAGGCCUCCCUAGUCCAGCUGUGCGAGGGUCGCAGCGGAGACGACAUCUUCGGCCUCAUCGCGGUCUCCAGCGCCAAAUUCUCCACGGUCCACGACGCCGUCAGCAGCUGGUCAAACGGGACCUGCGUCGACACGACCUCGUACGCGAAGACACGCGAGCUUGGCGCCACAGCCAUUGCCGUCAUCAAGCCAGUGGUCGCGCCGACCCCUAGCAACAACACAGCAGCCAUUUUGGGACGGGCCGAUGCCUGCCGCAUCAUCAGAGUCGACGACCAAGAUGACUGCGGCAAGCUCGUCACCCGGUGCGGCGGCGGGCUGACUGCGGCGAACUUCUACAAGUAUAACCCCAGCUCCACUCUGUGCUCGAAGCUCAUGCCGGGCCAGCCCGUCUGCUGCACUGCGGGCGAGCUACCUGAUAUCAAACCGAAACAGAACGCGGACGGAUCGUGCGUCGCAUACCAGAUUAAAAAGGACGAUAACUGCAGUAAGGUCGCAGUUGCUAACGGCCUGGUGGUCACAGAUCUCGAGGGCUUCAACAAUGAUACCUGGGGCUGGAACGGAUGCGACUCGGGCUUCUGGACUGACAACUGGAUCUGUCUCAGCAAAGGCACGCCACCCUUCCCCGCGCCAAUCCCCAACGGCGUCUGCGGGCCUCAAAAACCCGGCACAACCAAGCCUAGCGGGUCAACCUCGAAGGACUGGCUGAAACUUAACCCGUGUCCUCUGAAUGCGUGCUGCAACGUUUGGGCACAAUGCGGUACGACAGCCGACUUCUGUAUUGACACCAGCACAGGCCCACCAGGCACAGCUAAGAAGGAUACCUAUGGCUGUAUCUCCAACUGCGGCAUGAGUAUCAUUCAGAGCGGCCCGCCGGCGCAGUUCAGGAAGCUUGGUUAUUUCGAGGGCUUCAACCUGGGUCGGGACUGCCUGAACAUGGACGCCUCCCAGAUUGAUCCGUCAUUCACCCAUGUCCACUUCGCCUUCGGUAUGAUCACCCCCCAGUUCGAGAUCUACCAGGAGAACCAAUACGCCGAGUUCCAAUUCCAGCAGUUUAAGAAAAUCCGUGGUCCGAAGCGGAUUAUUUCGUUUGGUGGCUGGGUCUUUUCUGCCGAGGCCCCUAACUACCCCAUCCUCAGGGACUCCGUCAGCGACGCCACUAAACGCGAAAAGUUUGCUACUAAUCUUGUGAAGUAUGUCGUCGAUAACGGCCUCGAUGGUCUUGACAUUGACUGGGAGUAUCCCGCGGCGCCUGACCUGCCCGAUAUCGAGCCUGGGGACCUUGCGGAAGCCACAGGCUAUUUACGCCUCCUCGCCCUUAUCAGAUCGAAGCUGCCUAAAGACAAAUCGCUAUCCAUUGCAGCUCCCGCCUCCUACUGGUACCUGAAGCAGUUCCCUAUGAAGGCCAUAUCAGAACUUCUCGACUACAUCGUCUACAUGACCUACGAUCUUCAUGGCCAGUGGGAUGCUGGCAACCAGUGGUCCAGCCCCGGCUGCCCAAGCGGAAACUGCUUGCGGAGUCACAUCAACCGGACAGAGACGCUGAACUCCUUAUCAAUGAUCACCAAGGCCGGCGUGCCCUCAAACAAGAUCCUCGUCGGCGUCACCAGCUACGGCAGAAGCUUCCAGAUGGCCGAUCCGUCUUGCACCGGCCCCAACUGUCUGUUCACCGGCGACAGAACGACAUCAUACGCUCGUAAGGGGCGGUGCACAAAGACAGGCGGCUAUCUAGCCAAUGCCGAGCUCAACGAGAUCGGCGGCCGCACGUGGAUGGACGUUGAAAGCGACUCCAAGAUAAUGGUCGACGGGGACCUCUGGGUGUCGUACAUGGACAAUGACCUCAAGAACAAGCGCACACAGCUCUACCAACGUUAUAAUCUCGGUGGCACGUCAGAUUGGGCUGUGGACCUUGUCAGCUUUGUAGAGCCACCCAGUUCCCUCGGCGGACUCGGCUGGCCGAGGCUUAAGACGGAUAUUCGUGCUGGCAUGUUUUUUGAACAGAUCAGCUGCAAUUCCGCGGAAAUUGCGCGCACUGGCACCUGGGUCGCUAAAUCUUGCGACGUGGACGAGAUUGGGAGCUGGACACACUACACGCCCAAGCAGCGGUGGGAUGCCCUCGAUUGCCCGCAUGCCUGGGACGACGCGAUCAAAGUGUGGCAGUCAUGCCACGAAGGACAAGGUGAUGGUAUUAGGUUUACUAAGGCCAUAUCCGAAUUCAUACACGGAAUUCAGAAUUCUAAUUGCGACGACCUGUCGAUAGAGACAAACUGUCCUGCUAUGUUUUGUAAAGAGCAUAACGCACCUGAGGUCCCGGAAAAAGAAAAGACAGGGGCCUGCACAUACGAGAUUUGGAACUCGAUAUCUGAGCUCUCCAGAAUGAUUAAAAACUACUACUAUUCCUUAAGUAAAGCUGGAGAUGAUCUUGGAAGCACAAAGGAAGAAUUCAUCAGCAUCUUUGCCCCAAAGUCGGACUCCGGGAUAGAGUUUCUAAUGCUCUUGCUAACCUUGAUUCCAAUUCCCCUCAAUGCGGGGGCGGCACGUUUCUUUGGAGGUGGGCUUGCAGGCAAACUCCUUGGGGGAAGUCCUAGUGCAGCCCAAAAAUCCGUGUGGGAAGCCGCAACCUCCAACAUCGUCAGUGCUGGUUCCUCCAUCGCCAAAGACGCACUCGCCAAGGCCAAAGACGGUCGCUCAGAGAUCGCCUUUAACGCCAUCUUUGAUACCCUAAUUACGAGCUGGAUGUCUCAGACCGACUUGCUUAUAAGGUCGAUCUUCAAUGGAGAUAAAGACAGCAUCAGGAGAUUGAGCGAAAUAUUCAGCAACGGCAAUUUGAUCGACGGCAAAUUAGACAACGGUAUAACAGAUUCUACCAAUGGCCACACGGACAGCUGGAAUCGGGAGAAGAGUAUCCAGCGCGCCUUCUAUGCCGCCGCGAUUCCUGCCGCCUGGGCCGCCAACCGCCCGGCACCCAUCGUCAUCGACUUCGGCCCUAGCUGUGAGAUCGAUGCGCGUAACUACUUCAAUGAGCCGCCAAACAUCUACAACACAGGCUGGAGGUGCAUCGACGGGCACUCCUACAUCCUCGCCGGUGUCCGCGAUGGCCCUCAGGAGGCGUGCGGUCAGCAAACCCCUGGCAACACAAACCAGUGCCCACCUGUAAAAAAAUGGACUUUCAACAUGCUCAAGGGCAUGGAAGUGAUCAGGACGGACGACAACAAGUGGGGGGGCGUUACAGUGGAUGAACUUAUCAAGGGCGCCAUCAAUACGUACAAUAUGAACGACAAGAAAAACAUCAUGGACGCCUCAAGAAAUGUGCCGGACGCUACGAAUAAGACUAUUACCGAGGAGUACGCGUCAGAUAAGCUGAACAUUAAGAGGGCUGGCCUCAUCCGCAUCCCCAUCUGCAGCCCUGAAGAAGCGACGGCAAACCUCAACAAGGGCCGGAAAUACUAUGGUGACUCCCUUAACUACCCUUGCAACGCAUAAUGGCU
Molecule: messenger RNA, 4085 nt
Organism: Pseudogymnoascus verrucosus
Lineage: Eukaryota; Fungi; Ascomycota; Leotiomycetes; Thelebolales; Thelebolaceae
Exons: 8
Coding region: 1-4080 (1359 amino acids)
Biological process (GO): carbohydrate metabolic process
Molecular function (GO): hydrolase activity, hydrolyzing O-glycosyl compounds; chitin binding
Source: RefSeq, a predicted model, not a curated record